AUGGAGAGCACAAUGAAGGAGAUGAGAGACGGAGCAUCGGUGCUUGACAUGGACCCCAAAUCCACCGUCGGUGGCGGCGUUGAGGAUGUUUACGGCGAGGACAGAGCUACCGAAGAUCAGCUUGUUACUCCCUGGACCAUCUCAGUCGCCAGUGGAUAUUCCAUGUUGAGGGAUCCACAUCAUAACAAAGGGCUUGCUUUCACUGAGAAAGAAAGAGAUGCACACUACCUGCGUGGUCUUCUCCCUCCAGCAAUCAUAUCUCAGCAGCUUCAGGAAAAGAAAUUGAUGAACACCAUUAGGCAGUAUCAACUCCCUCUUCAAAAAUAUAUGGCCAUGAUGGAACUUGAGGAGAGGAAUGAAAGGUUGUUUUAUAAGCUUCUGGUUGAUAAUGUUGAGGAAUUGCUUCCGGUUGUUUAUACACCGACAGUCGGUGAAGCUUGCCAGAAGUAUGGGAGUAUUUUCAAGCGUCCUCAGGGUCUAUACAUAAGUUUGAAGGAAAAGGGGAAGAUUCUUGAUGUGUUGAAAAACUGGCCUCAAAGGAGUAUUCAGGUUAUUGUUGUUACUGAUGGUGAAAGAAUUUUGGGACUUGGGGAUCUUGGCUGUCAGGGAAUGGGUAUUCCUGUUGGGAAGUUGGCUCUUUACACAGCACUUGGAGGCAUUCGUCCUUCGGCUUGUUUGCCUAUAACCAUUGAUGUGGGUACGAAUAACGAGCAAUUGCUGAAGGAUGAAUUCUACAUUGGACUGAGACAAAAGAGGGCAACUGGCCAGGAAUACUCGGAACUUCUCCAUGAGUUCAUGGCUGCUGUAAAGCAGAACUACGGGGAAAAAGUUCUUAUACAGUUUGAAGAUUUUGCUAACCACAAUGCUUUUGAGCUGCUUGCAAAGUAUGGCACAACUCAUCUAGUCUUCAAUGAUGAUAUACAGGGGACAGCUGCUGUUGUUCUUGCAGGUCUUAUUGCAGCACUGAAGUUGCUAGGUGGUUCCCUGGGUGAUCACACUUUCUUGUUCCUUGGUGCUGGGGAAGCUGGAACUGGUAUAGCAGAGCUUAUAGCUCUGGAGAUGUCAAGACAGACAAAAGCACCUUUGGAAGAGACUCGCAAGAGAAUCUGGCUGACAGAUUCAAAGGGUUUGGUUGUUAGCUCUCGAAAGGAGUCAAUACAACACUUCAAGAAGCCAUGGGCUCAUGAGCAUGAACCUGUUAAGGGACUUUUAGAUGCUGUCAAGGCAAUCAAACCAACAGUCUUGAUUGGAACUUCCGGGGUUGGAAGGACGUUUACUAAGGAAGUGAUCGAGGCCAUGGCUUCUUUCAAUGAGAGACCUCUAAUCCUGGCGCUGUCCAAUCCAACUUCACAAUCUGAAUGUAAAGCUGAAGAAGCUUACACUUGGACUAAGGGAAAAGCAAUUUUUGCUAGUGGAAGUCCAUUUGAUCCGGUUGAAUACGAGGGCAAAGUUUUUAUUCCUGGCCAGUCCAACAAUGCUUACAUUUUCCCUGGUUUUGGCUUGGGUUUGGUCAUCUCUGGAGCUAUUCGUGUUCAUGAUGAUAUGCUUCUGGCUGCCUCGGAAGCCUUGGCUGGGCAAGUUACAGAGGACCACUUGGCAAAGGGAUUGAUUUACCCACCUUUCUCUAACAUCAGAACAAUCUCGGCCCAUAUCGCUGCUAAAGUAGCUGCUAAGGCAUACGAACUUGGGGUGGCUACACGUCUCCCCCGUCCAGAGAACCUUGUGAAGUACGCUGAGAGUUGCAUGUACAGUCCCGCCUAUAGAAUGUACCGGUGA
Molecule: messenger RNA, 1776 nt
Organism: Dovyalis caffra
Lineage: Eukaryota; Viridiplantae; Streptophyta; Magnoliopsida; Malpighiales; Salicaceae
Source: the annotation of a GenBank genome assembly